AUGACGCAGCAUGCGCCACCAAGCAUUAUGCUGCCCAUGCCUGCCGUCAUGGCAGCGUUCAAGCGCGCCGCCGAGACUUUAAAGCCGUCGACGCGCGAGAAGUUGUGCGUUGCGGACGCGCAAGACGGCCAUCUCCAGCUCACUCUGCGCAUGGUGCUCUCGCCCGAGCUCGAGCUCGACUACACGUUUGAUAUGGCGCCAUUGGCGGUCGAGGCGAUUGAGAUUUUGGCGGCCAAGAUCCGCGACGUGGAGGACACGAUUGCAGCAUCGAUCGCAGCGACAAACCAAAAGCUUUCUGCGCUCGAAAGGCGCCUCGCCGCGGAGGUCUGUAAGGAGUCUGAGCCACGCAGUGCGCUGUACCGUGGCACCCAGCGUGGCACCAUCUGA
This is a messenger RNA of Saprolegnia parasitica CBS 223.65, 387 nucleotides long. RefSeq lists its product as hypothetical. The coding region runs from base 1 to 387 and encodes 128 amino acids. The transcript has 2 exons. NCBI's taxonomy places the organism in Eukaryota, Oomycota, Saprolegniomycetes, Saprolegniales, Saprolegniaceae. The record is from RefSeq and is a predicted model, not a curated record.